Sesamum indicum (sesame) is the source of this 1000-nucleotide messenger RNA. RefSeq names its product Ankyrin repeat family protein. Gene Ontology annotation, molecular function: protein binding. The record is from RefSeq and is a predicted model, not a curated record. NCBI's taxonomy places the organism in Eukaryota, Viridiplantae, Streptophyta, Magnoliopsida, Lamiales, Pedaliaceae. Gene Ontology annotation, biological process: positive regulation of protein catabolic process; protein ubiquitination.
AAGUGAAGGUAGUGAAGAAGCGUUGAAAGUUGAAACCCUGGGUUUUAGGCAACAAGAGCUGCUACUAGGAAGCCGCUGUUACAGGAAGACACGAAUCAGUUUGAGAUGGCGGUGCCAGACGGUCGACGUGACGGUGGAGAUGAGGACGCCGCUGCUCUGUUCGACGAAGAAGGUAUGGAGUUGGCUGAAGAAGACGAUAUCGGGCACUCCGAAAUACCACUCCAUCUCCGUCCCCUAGUCUCUGCCGCCGAGUCCGGCGACCUCAACGCCCUCCGCCUAGCCCUCGAAAGUUUCAAUGGAAAUAUUGACGAACCAAUGGAAGAUGGGGACACUCUUCUUCAUCUGACAUGUCUUUAUGGACAUUUACCCUGUGUCCAGUUUUUGUUGGAAAGAGGAGCUGACUUGGAGGCGAAGGACGAAGAUGGAGGCAUCCCAUUGCAUGAUGCUUGUGCAGGAGGUUAUACACAGAUAGCGCAACUUAUCAUUAGCCGUGCUAGUGAUCCAGAGCGUGUGAAGAGAAUGCUAGAAACUGUUGAUACAGAAGGAGACACGCCUCUUCACCAUGCUGCGAGAGGUGAAUAUGGCAAUGUCAUAAGACUGUUGCUUGCUCAUGGAGCUUCUCCAACUAGGACAAAUAUAUAUGGAAAGACUCCAACUGAACUCGCUGAUCCCGGAACUGAAGCUAGGAGAAUACUUGAAGAGGCUAUGGCUGCUGUAUCUAGUAAUUAGUCUGUCAUCUGGAAGACUUGGGCCGUUGCCCAAUUGUUGCUGGUUGCUCCUUUUGGUAGGUAAAAAUUUGAAGGAUAAUCCUUGUUAAUGACUUUAAGUGCAGCCAAGUAAAAUAUAAAUUAUAUGUGAAUUGGUUUCCUAUCUGUAACACUGAGUGAUGUAUGCAUUAUUAGGAUACUGCUCAGAGGGAACUCCUAGUUUAGAAUUCAACUCAUCUUUAUUCAUGGCUAGCUGCUCUCAAGUUUCAUCAAUUAUCCCUUUGUUUCACAUU